This is a messenger RNA of Hevea brasiliensis (rubber tree), 1528 nucleotides long. Its product is annotated as omega-3 fatty acid desaturase, endoplasmic reticulum-like. Gene Ontology annotation, biological process: lipid metabolic process. The transcript has 8 exons. Gene Ontology annotation, molecular function: oxidoreductase activity, acting on paired donors, with oxidation of a pair of donors resulting in the reduction of molecular oxygen to two molecules of water. The record is from RefSeq and is a predicted model, not a curated record. Lineage: Eukaryota; Viridiplantae; Streptophyta; Magnoliopsida; Malpighiales; Euphorbiaceae. The coding region runs from base 92 to 1309 and encodes 405 amino acids.
GAAAAGAUUUGGGCAACUGAGAAGAGACUCGUUGUCGCCAAGUGCCGGGAAAAUAGCCACUUGGAAAUCAUGCAUCUGACCAUUUCUUCUGAUGCUCCGUUCCUUCAGAUCUCCUCAUCAUCAAUAUAGCCUUGGAAGCUGCACGAAACCACUUCAAAGCUUUGGGAUUUUUUGUUUUCAAGCAAUGAACAACAAUCACAAUUUCGAUGCUGUUGACGCUGGACGUGAUUUUGACCCAAGUAAUCCACCUCCGUUCAAGAUUUCUGAGAUACGAGCUGCCAUUCCUAAGCACUGCUGGGUCAAGAACCCCUGGAGGUCUCUUAGCUAUGUUUUCAGAGACCUUGUCGUAAUAUUUGCUCUGGCCGCAGCUGCAUUCUACUUCAAUUCUUGGGCUGUAUGGCCGCUCUAUUGGGCAGCUGAGGGGACAAUGUUCUGGGCUAUCUUUGUUCUUGGCCAUGACUGUGGCCACGGAAGCUUUUCUGAUAGCCCCUUGCUAAAUAAUGUUUCGGGGCAUCUCUUGCAUUCUUCAAUUCUUGUACCUUACCACGGAUGGAGAAUCAGCCACAGGACUCACCAUCAGAACCAUGGAAAUGUGGAGAAGGAUGAAUCUUGGGUUCCGUUGCCUGAGAAUAUCUAUAGGAAUUUAGACUUCAGUACUCGGAUUAUGAGAUACACUGUCCCUCUUCCCAUGUUUGCGUACCCUAUAUAUCUGUGGACAAGAAGUCCAGGCAAAGAAGGUUCACACUUCAAUCCCUACAGCGACUUGUUUGCCCCUCAUGAGAGGGGAGCUGUGUUAACUUCAACUAUUUGUUGGACUGCGAUGGUUCUUCUACUCCUUUAUUCAUGCUCUGUUUUUGGCUCUGUCCUAGUGCUUAAGCUCUAUGGUGUUCCAUAUAUGAUAUUUAUCAUGUGGCUGGACUUUGUUACAUACUUGCAUCACCAUGGAUAUGAGCAGAAGCUUCCCUGGUACCGCAGCAAGGAAUGGAGCUACUUGCGUGGAGGGCUUACAACAGUUGAUCGUGAUUAUGGAUGGUUCAAUAACAUCCACCAUGAUAUUGGCACACAUGUUAUACAUCAUCUCUUUCCUCAAAUCCCACACUAUCACCUAGUAGAAGCGACAAAAGCAGCUAAGCCAGUGCUUGGAAAGUACUAUCGAGAGCCUAAGAAAUCGGGGCCAUUUCCAUUUCACUUAUUCAGAAAUCUAGUAGCAAGCAUUAGAGAAGAUCAUUACGUGAGCGACAUUGGAGACAUUGUUUACUAUCAGACUGACACUCAGCUGUAUAAACUUUCUAAAAGCAAGCUAAACUGAUUCUUUGUUUUAGGUCAUAGCCACAGUUUAAUUUUUUCCUGAACAAUGAUAUUUGAAUCCUCUCGUUCCUAACAUAAGAAGAAAGGGAAUGCCCUCAGUAGAGUAACUGUAGCAUAUAUAUAUAUAUGUGUGUGUGUGUGUUCCGGAGAAGUUAAUUAUGGUGGUAUAUGAAAACAUUUUAUAGUUAUUUAUUGAAAGAUUCAAGACCUUUUCCUGCUA